AUGGAAGCUCUAACUCGGUUGCUGGAGGAAGCUGUUGAUGCAGGCCUGAUCCGCCUACAUCCCAUGUGCCAGGAACCGAGAAUCACACAUCUACUCUUUGCAGAUGACCUCCUGAUAUUCUCAGAUGGCUCACGCCACUCGCUAACGGGCAUUAAGAAGGUUCUGUCUGAUUUUAAAGCGUUGACGGGUCUUGACAUGAAUGCUGCAAAGUCGGAAAUUUUCUUUGGGGGUUACACAGAAAUUCAGAGCUCUGUCUUGAGUGAUAUAGCUGGAGUCAAACUUGGAACCUUCCCUACAAGAUAUCUGGGCCUGCCUCUUAACCCGAGCAGAGUAAGCUAUGCCACCUUGCAACCUUUUUUGGAAAGAAUAACCUCAAAAAUGCACUCUUGGACUGUGAAGAACUUAUCUUUUGCUGGAAAGGUAAGAAUGGUGGCUUCGGUGAUUUAUGGAAUGGUGAAUUUCUGGAGUUCGGUUUUUGCUUUGCCAAAAAGAUUCUAUGAGAAGGUGGAUUCGUUGUGUUGUGCCUUUCUUUGGAAAAACAGGACUUCUUCAGCUGCUGGAACCAGAGUAAGCUGGUCUGAUAUUUGCAAACCAAAAAAGGAGGGUGGGCUGGGUCUGAGACGUCUGGAGGAAUUUCAACAAGUUUUCAACCUUAAGAGGGUGUGGAACUUUUUCUCAGGGUCAGGGUCUUUAUGGGUUGCGUGGUUGCAUUCUAAUGUGUUUUCUAGGCGAUGCUAUUGGACGACUGCGGACUCUCAAAGGCUCUCUCCAACUGUGCGGAGUAUGAUUAGAAUAAAAGAGACUGUGGCAGAGUUUCUAAGAUGUUCGAUUCGUGACGGCAGAGCUGCUAGCUUUUGGUAUGAUUAUUGGACACAUAUGGGACCUUUGAUUGAAGGCUUUGGUCAGAGAGGACCGCGGGAACUCAGGAUCACUCUUGAAUCAGUUGUGGCUGAUGCCACUGUGAAUGGGGAGUGGCAACUUCCACCUGCUAGAUCUAAUGUUGCUGAAACCUUGCAAAUAGGUAAUUUGAGUGGUAUUACUAAGCGGUGUGGACCACCUGCUUCUUGGGACUGGAAUGCUGUUGAAAAGCUUACUUGGUUUUUAGUCAUAUUUUACAACAGCACCUGGGUUGUCUCUGCCUCAUCUAAGGUCAUUGCAUUCAAAUGCUAUGGUGAGAUAGUGACAAUUGAGAGAAAUCUGACUGGUUUAGCUAGUAGCUUAGACUCUGAGUUGAAGUUGAAGGCAUCAGAAAUGUUGAAGAAGUUUUUAAAGUAUUGGGAUGGUAUCAUGGGUGUCAACAAGAUGUUGAUCUUAGCGACCAUCUUUGACCGUACAAAGAAGAUGCAUUUCGCAAAGCUCUGUUUUGAGAAGCUGUGUGGGAAAGAUAGCUUGGAGGCUAAGGAAAUGGCAAAAUCGGUGACUGAACUUCUCACAUCCAUGUUUAAGGAGUACAUUAUGUGA
This is a messenger RNA of Brassica oleracea var. oleracea, 1461 nucleotides long. RefSeq lists its product as uncharacterized. Bases 1 to 1461 code for a protein of 486 amino acids. The transcript has 2 exons. Gene Ontology annotation, molecular function: DNA binding. Lineage: Eukaryota; Viridiplantae; Streptophyta; Magnoliopsida; Brassicales; Brassicaceae. The record is from RefSeq and is a predicted model, not a curated record.